UUUAGCCACUCUUUCCAUAAUUACACUGUCCAAUUUGAAUAGUUUUAAAAAUAAAAUGCAAACCAUUCCAGCAACGGUUAAAAAAAGAAAAACAAACCCACGAGGGCUUUUAUACAUCCAAGAGCCGUUAGUUUCUUUCUUUCCAUUGUCAAAUUUGAAUAGAGAGAGACUUUCGGUGAAAUCCCUCGUUAAUACUCAUCUGUGUUGGUUUGGUCUUUGCCCUCGAUUUUGCUCUAUCGGUGUACCUCUGUUGCAAGAAAUUGCCUAUUGAUUAGUUGUCUUCAAUGCUAGCGGCGAGUUCUAAUCUAAGCUCAGGUUGUGAGAAUCAGACGUGCUCGAGCGCGAAAUCAUUUGUCCGCUGGAAUUAAAAAUUCAUGGUCCCCAGCUAUUCUGCAAUGAGAAGCACCUCAAAAGAUUUCUCACGGCAAGGCAGUCCCACUACGAUCGGGGUUCUACAAGGCCUCUGCGGGUUAUAUGUAAGGGAAGGAAAAGCAGGUUGGGCUGCACCUCAUCUUAAGGAUGCUGUUUUAUCUCUUGACAGGUUACGUGAAGGUUAUGGGGGAGAUGAUUAUUGCAAUGCGGACACUAUAUCAGAAGUGCAAACUGGUGCAUGGAGACCUCAGCGAGUAUAACAUACUUUAUUUUGAGGUUUCUAUUUGACACGCAUAUGAAUGGACUGCAUGAAAUGAAAAUAGCAAAGAGUUUAGGUAAGUAUUAUGUUCAUACUCUUCUAGAGUUUCUAAAUGAUAUGAAAAUGAAAAUGAAAUAAAGAUGUUUUUAUAAGAAAAAUAUUCUUUUUAUGCAAUGAAAGAAAAUGAGAUGUUUUCUUAGAAAUGAAAUGAUAUUGUAAGAAUAGUAUUAAUGUUUUAAAGUAUAUGUAUGUAAUGACCUCAUUUGGCAGUCCC
Carya illinoinensis is the source of this 905-nucleotide messenger RNA. RefSeq lists its product as uncharacterized. Gene Ontology annotation, molecular function: protein serine/threonine kinase activity; ATP binding. Lineage: Eukaryota; Viridiplantae; Streptophyta; Magnoliopsida; Fagales; Juglandaceae. The transcript has 5 exons. The record is from RefSeq and is a predicted model, not a curated record. The coding region runs from base 375 to 632 and encodes 85 amino acids.